Molecule: messenger RNA, 3685 nt
Organism: Micropterus dolomieu (smallmouth bass)
Lineage: Eukaryota; Metazoa; Chordata; Actinopteri; Centrarchiformes; Centrarchidae
Gene: dthd1
Product: death domain containing 1
Exons: 12
Coding region: 409-3198 (929 amino acids)
Source: RefSeq, a predicted model, not a curated record
UUAGUCUUUACGUUCAGUCUUGAGCCCACUUCGGUCGACUUUUGACAGAUAACACAACGCAUGAAUGUCACGGCGCUGACGUAACACGCUCGCGGUGCGUGCGGUGAUCUGCAAAAGCUUACCUGCGGGCUAAACGCGUGGGGAAACCUCAAGCAUCCACCGCAAACACUCUCGCUGAGUCCUGUUUCUAUAAAUUAACUCCGCUCAGAGUCUCCCCGACUGUCGCGAGUCCUGCGCGCGUGCUUUUAGACACUCGUCUGUUUCCGUCCGCUGUGUGUUCAGGCGCUGACAGCAGCUCCACGCCCAUAUUAGCAGCGCAAGGCCAGCCGCAGAAGUACAGUCCUCACCAUCAUUUGUGCACCUAGAAAUACAUACACCGCAAUACCUCACUUAACGUUGUGUUGGGCCAUGUUGCAAGUUGUCAGGGCUCCCAUGUUGUUCCUGCAGAACUCUGUCAACUCAACCAGUCAAGGCAGUUGGCUGCCCACCCUGAGCGAUGGUUCUCCUCGAGGUUUCUGCCUGAGGACAGAGGACAGUUGUCUCCACAACGUGUUGACUGAAACUAUUCGGGGGCUCAAAGCUGAGAAGGAGGAUGAAGAGAGUGGACGAAAUGCUGGUGAAGAGAGGGAGGAGAACGAGUGCAAGCAGAAAGUUCUCGGAGUGCUGAGGGAGCUGAGUGUUUUUCAUUCAGACAGAGUGAAAACAUGGGGCCAAGUUCUCAGAGAGUGUGCCCACAUGCUUUGCUACUCUCCACCAGAGGGCAGUGAUCAGCAACAUCCAUCUACAACGGAUAGAGAAGUUAAAGUGAAACCUUGUUCAGACUCCUUCAGUAAUAUUUUUUUAAGUGUUGGGGAGGACAUAAAGGACAUUAUAGACAAACUGAACACAAUCAUAACCAAGCUGGAUGAAGAAAUACACAAAUUAUGUGCAGAGAAGGCCUCAACUGUUGAUGCAGCACUUCAGGAGACCAGAGAUCCAAAAGCAGACGGAUCAGAGCGACGUGAAGAUGACAACAAUCACCUGAACUCCCAUGACCCCCUUGACUUUGACUCUGGGCAUAAACAGGAGGCUGAAGAUGGAGAUGAUCAAAGUCGUACAGUGCCAUCACCAGACACUGAACAAACAUCAGACUCCAGAUUCAGCAGGUCUGACUGCAGCAAUGUGGAAGAGACAGGGAAAGAAUUGGAGGUCAAAGGUCAAGGGAGUGAUAACGAGGACUGUGUUUCUCCAAAAAGUCAGACAGAUUUCCUGGAGGAGACAGAAAAGUACACAAAUAGGGUACAUGACAAGAGCAAAGAGGAGACAAACAUGGAAUGGAUCACAGUAGGGCUCGCUGGUCAGCAGGAGGACAGCCGUUCAGAUGUACCAGACGCAUGUUUUAUCAGAGCACCCAAGGGCGUGGCCGAAGUCCUGAGAUAUGAGGUGGCCGACACCCUGAGCGGCCUCAUGGUGACCGGCUCAGAGGAGCUGGUCAGCAGAGUGAUCAGGGUCAAAGCUCAGGAUGAAGCUAACUUCCACUUCCCCGUGACCGUGGCCGUGCCUUUCUGCGCACGUUACCGCGGCAACUACAAGGAUGUAGCUGUGAAGAUAGUUGAUGGGGGGAUGAGGGCAAGCUACGUCACUCCUGUAACAACAGAGGGCACCUAUGGAGGACAGAGGGGCUCAUUUGCAGAGGUGAGGGUGUACUCCCUGGGCCUGUUUGCAGUAGUUUCCUGUCUCAAAAGAGAAAAUUACACUGUUCCCACAAGGGGUUUGUCACUCAAGCUCCCCAUGGACCCCCGAAUCUGUCUGAACUACCUCCCAGGAUCCUUCACUGCUCCAGUAAUGGCACAAAUAAUGAUCCAGCCUCUAGAUGCCAUCCUUCUGGCUGCCAUCAAGUCCAGAAGUGACGCCUAUCACUCGGUGGUGUCUACAAGUCCACUACUCUACCUCACCCACCCAUCCACUCAGCCACUGAGAAGACCCCUCACUCUCACCCUUCCCUGUCCCCCGAACCUUGAAAAGAAGAGGCACACAAGGGGACAAGGGGAGGAGCAAGAAGCUAGAGUUUCUCUACUGUGGGAUCAACCUGCUUCUCACAAAAGAAGAGUCCUGGGUGCCUCUGUGAAGUCUAAGAUGACCUCCAAUGAGCUGCUGAUUGUUCUGGGUUCAAGGGACAAGCAGUGGAGUGCUCUGGAUAAAGUCACAGUCAGGAACCAGCAGAACGGACUGGUGUCCUUUGAGCUGACAGAGAACUUUGACAGACUGCUGGUGGUUCGUCUCCUCUCUCCGCUGCAGCCUCGCCACCUCACCUUCCUGGCAGAGGAGCUAGAGGAGUCAGUCUGCCGCCACGCCGUCACAGUCGUCCUCCAGCGUAGACAGGACGAGCCUCACGCCGUCCUGGUGGCUGCUCUGCCCAGCAGAGACCUCGGCUGGGAGCUGUCCAAACUGCGAGCCCAGGGCUACAGCGGCCUCCCGGAGAGCUCGCCGGAGAUCUCCAUGUGUGAGGGAGACCUGCUCCUGCUCCGUUUCAGUGGCAACAUCACCUCCACAGGAAGGGUGUCAGCAGGAACACAAAACGACCAUCAUGUCCCACACGGGCGAAUCACCUUCCACAGUCAGCAGAAGAAUCACCUCUUGGUGCAUCUAACAGAAGUGGACCCAUUUGGGAACUACAGCUCCCCUUACUACAAGGGCACCGCCAUGUUUUAUAAGGUCGCCAAAGGUCAGUUGGAGUGGCGAGGUGACGAUCCAGUCCUGACAGACACGAAGCUCCUUGGAGAUCCCGUCUGUAAGCUGCCUCUGACUUUACCCAAGAAAGUGAGAACUAUUAAUCGACCCGUCAUAGCUCGGGUGAAGUUAUGCGAGGAGACAGACUCCCUGUCAGACUCUCUUCUUCUCUGGCUGUCCGGGGAGCUUUCAGAGGAGGAAGUAGCCCUUCUGGUGCUCUCCCUGCGUCUCCGCCGUAGCGCCGCUCAGCUGGUGAAGCUCAGGGCUGGGGACAGCCUGUCCACCCAGGCCUUCCAUGUCCUGGCCAUGUGGAGGAGGGGGCUGCCUGCUGCCUCACACCAACCCAAGGCCUCUCAACUGGCUCACUGUUUAGCCAAGAGCGGCCGGCCAGACCUGGCCAGAGAGCUGCUGCUGCGACAGGCUGCAGCCACCAGGAAGAGCUUGCUGGAACAAGGAAGCUUAAAAAGUAGAAAUCACACUGCUUUUUAAUUUCUGCUUUUAGUCAGGGCAUGUGUGCCUGCCAAAUGAGUCGGUGGCAGUGUUUUGUUUCGUCCACAAGGGGUCAGCAUUGGACUGUGAGAUUCCGCGCUCUCUUCCAGACUUCAGUUGAUUAUGUCUGUGAGUUCACAUAGUGUUUUUUAGAGGCCUGAAGACUAUAUGAAGAUUGAUGUGUAAAAAAGAGAAAUGUGUGAAAAGAUUUAUCUAAUUUUGUACAGCAAAUUUCUUUUUCUCUGCUUGUCUCAUGACCGUUCGUAUUUGUCUUGUGACCCCUUAGGGAUCCCAAACACUGAGUGAGACAUUCAGACAAUCACGGUCGGGUAUUAGAAAGUAUAAUUCGUUUAGCCAUUUCUAACUGACACCCUACCUCAUAUUAUGUGUUGCAAUGCAAUAAAUCUCAACAAUCUGACGCUAGAUACAAUUGAAGAUAAUUAUCUACAACCAUGACUUGAUUCAGUAUUAAAAUAAUAAAACAAAA